Thecamonas trahens ATCC 50062 is the source of this 2106-nucleotide messenger RNA. RefSeq lists its product as uncharacterized. The record is from RefSeq and is a predicted model, not a curated record. The coding region runs from base 90 to 1304 and encodes 404 amino acids. Gene Ontology annotation, cellular component: endosome; lytic vacuole. NCBI's taxonomy places the organism in Eukaryota, Apusomonadida, Apusomonadidae. The transcript has a single exon. Gene Ontology annotation, biological process: SNARE complex assembly. Gene Ontology annotation, molecular function: SNARE binding.
CACUCGGCUGAGAAGGGCACGGGUGGUGGUGGUGGUAGCAGAGGCAAGCAGUCGUGGCUGGAAGAGUUACAGCGGAGGGUGGUAUAGGGAUGGAAGCCGGGGUGUGCCCGGUAUGCGAGCGGAACGACAUCAUGGGCUUGUAUUGUGGCCGCUGUGUGGGUGAGGCUCGUGCUGAGGCGUCUGCCCGGGUGGCGGCGUCCGAGGCGGUAGCGAAGCGCCUUCGGUCUGCGGUCGAGCCGCUGGUGGCUGCUGCAAGUGGGCGGGCGCGAUGGGAGGCACGGGUGGACAAGGCGCGGGAUCGAGUGGCGCGGCUAAAGCUGGCGGUGGCAGCCAAGCGACAGGCGAGCCGGAGGCAGGUCAAGGCCAACAAGGAGGCGAGCAAGGCGCUGGCCAAGCGGAGAAAGGCGCUAGCCAAACGGCGAGCGCGGCUGGCGACGGCGAUGGAAAAGUGGGACGGGCUCGUGGAGCGGUGGGACGACGAGCACGGCUCCGAGCUGCCCGAGGUGCAGGCCUCGCUGAUUGAGUCGCGCAGGGCGCUGGUGGUCGAGCUGCUCUCGGUCCUCCCGCUCAACCCGAUAGACGAGCAUGCACACGAGCUUGCGGGCCUGGCGAUGGCUGACGACUCGACGUCGCGGCCGGCUGUUCACGACCGGCUGCACGGGCGGGCGUCGUCGCAGGCGCCGCCUCAUCUUCUGGUAGAGUCGCUCACCGACGAAGAGUUUGACGCCAUCAUGGCUACGUUGGUCCGGCUGCUUUCGCUGGUGGAGAGCUACCUUGGCGUUGCGCUGCCGUACCCGAUUGUCCAUCACGGCUCACGGUCGCUCAUCGGAUACACUCCGGUAGGGCCGUGGAUCACGCUCUUUCGCAACGCGGCGACAUUUGGCGACGACGACGAGACCGAGGCGACGCUCGCCGGCCUGCCUGUGGCGCUGCGAUCGGCGGCGGGCCUCAUCUACGACUGGGAGGAGGGCCUUGCGCUGCUCAACUAUAACAUUGCGGUGGUUGCUGCGGCAUCGGCUGGCCUGCCGACCAAGGUCCGCGAGCUGGACUCGCCGCUUCGCAACCUGCUGCAGGCGCUGCGCUCGCCGUACGUUGGGGCGCAGAGCAUGGCGUACACGAUGUUUGGGUCCGAGGCGGAGGAAGUGUAUGCGCUACCGUGGCUUGGCUACCACAGCAUGACGACGAACCAGUUUGAGCGGCUGCAGCGGGCGCUGCAGGCGCAUCUUGCGGCAGCGGCGCGGGCUGGAGGGCGGGGCAGAAGCGGCGACGGCAGCGGCGGCGACGACGAGUGGGAGCUGGUGUGAUGCGGGGGCGGGCUUUGGCUUUACGCUCAGUAGAGGGUGAGGACGAGGGCGUCGUCCUCGAGGUGGGCGUGGAUCUUCUUGAGGUGGCGGUAGGUGUGGAGCCGAGCCGCUGCCUCUGAGACGGCGGCAGCCGAGUCCUCGUCGCGCGAGGUGGGGACGACGCGUAGGGCGCCAAGCUGGGUAUCCCAACCGAUGGAGCGAGCGAGGACCUGGGUCGCGUCUUCGGUGCUGAGCCGGGCGUACGUCGCAGCCUCCCACUGGGCGUCUGAGGCGGCUGACUCGAGCGCCGACUUUGGAGUUUCGUGCUCGCGGGGUGCGAUGCGCUCGACGACCGAGACAGCAAUGCGGACGGCGGACGGGUCACCGAACAUGUCGAGGAAGCGGGACUGCAGGUCUGCGAGUGCCGCAGCCGACUCGCUGGUCGACGACGAGGCGGCCCCGGUUGCGGUGCUCUCGUCGCGUUCGAGAACAGCGGCCGAGCUCGCCUCUGCGGCGUAGGCUUGGGCGGCAUUCUCGGCACGGCGCACAAUGGUCGAAGCGAGGAGGCGGAGGAGGUCGAGGAGAGUGUCGGAGGCAAGGACGACGCGGUCGGCGGCGUAGACGCCUGUGGCCGUGGGAAACUGAGGAAAGAUGCAGCGGCAGACGAUGGCGUCUGCUUCGGAGAAGAAGAGCGAGGCAAAGGUGUCUUCGUGGCGCUUGGCCAUGUCGGCCAUGGCCUGCUCCAUGGCGGCCUUGGACGCCAUCAUCGCCCGCUUGCCCUGCUCGACCGAGUCGUAGUCGGUAAACUCGACAGCGCCGUAGA